Molecule: messenger RNA, 3643 nt
Organism: Xenopus tropicalis (tropical clawed frog)
Lineage: Eukaryota; Metazoa; Chordata; Amphibia; Anura; Pipidae
Gene: dmbx1
Product: diencephalon/mesencephalon homeobox 1
Exons: 5
Coding region: 239-1342 (367 amino acids)
Biological process (GO): regulation of DNA-templated transcription; regulation of transcription by RNA polymerase II
Cellular component (GO): nucleus
Molecular function (GO): DNA-binding transcription factor activity, RNA polymerase II-specific; DNA binding
Source: RefSeq, a predicted model, not a curated record
CAGACCUGCCCCCAGUGAAUGGACGCCUGGACCUGGGACAAGUCGUGGGGAGUUUAAGAGAAGGGGAUGGAGUAAAGGCGCAGCCAGAGCAGGGGGGAAGCGACAGGAGAAACACACAGCGCUGGAACUGAGUAGCCGUCUGACCCCCAGUCUGCACUUGUGUCGCUAUCGGAAGAACAGCUACUUCCUAAAGCUUCUGUGUGUGCCCCGCCAUUAGCACUGUAAGGCACCUCCAGCCAUGCAGCAUUAUGGUGUGAAUGGCUACUCUCUGCAUGCAAUGAAUUCACUAAGCGCCAUGUACAACCUACAUCAACAGGCAGCACAGCAGGCACAGCAUGCACCAGACUACAGGCCUUCUGUACAUGCACUUACUCUGGCCGAGAGACUGGCUGGCUGUACAUUUCAAGACAUCAUUUUGGAAGCCCGUUAUGGAUCCCAGCACCGAAAACAGAGACGCAGUCGCACUGCAUUCACAGCACAGCAACUGGAAGCUUUAGAGAAGACCUUUCAGAAAACUCACUAUCCUGAUGUGGUGAUGAGGGAAAGACUAGCCAUGUGCACUAACCUUCCUGAAGCCAGAGUACAGGUCUGGUUUAAGAACAGGAGAGCCAAGUUCCGCAAGAAGCAAAGAAGUCUUCAGAAAGAGCAGCUGCAGAAACAGAAGGACUCCGAGGUGAGCAAUAGUGAGGGCAAGACUGAAUCCACCCCUGCAGAUUCUGCAACAUCUAACCAAGAUUCCAAGAAGGCCCAUAGCUCAGUGAAUGACUCCAGCGUGGAGCUGAACCUCACCCUCUCAGAACAGUCCGCUAGUGAAUCAGCUGCUGAAGAACAUACUGACAAAGAAGAAGAGCCAAAAACCCCAAAAGAGGAACCCAAAACUGAGAAAAAUCCCAUUGCAGACACCAAGCCACUGAACUGCAAGAGAGCAAGUCCAAAAACAGAGUCUCCAGUCAGCAGCACAAUGACACCCUCCUCCAGCAGUUGCCUCACCCCAACUCAUUCCUACUCAUCUUCACCCCUGAGCCUCUUCCGCCUGCAGGAACAGUUUCGUCAGCACAUGGCAGCUACCAACAACUUAGUCCAUUACUCUUCCUUUGAUAUGGCAAGUCCACCAGCAGUGCCUUACCUGGGCAUGAAUGUCAGCAUGGCUCCCCUGAGCUCUUUGCAUUGCCAGUCAUAUUACCAGUCUUUGUCCCAUGCACAGCAGGUCUGGUCUUCCCCCAUUCUGCAGUCUUCAGGGGGCCUUCCAAGCCUAAACAGCAAAACUACAAGUAUAGAGAACUUGAGGCUCAGAGCAAAGCAACAUGCUGCAUCUUUGGGACUUGAUACCUUACCUAACUGACUUGAAAUCACAGAUAACAAAAAACUGUGUUGAUACCAAUCGUUUCUUAGGAACGCUAAAACCAGACAGAAGCUUUGUAAACACUGCCGCCAAAUGCCAUGCACAGUUCCAUACAGACCCUAUUUAAAUGUAUGAUGUACAGGACCCAUCAGCUGCCAGACAUAGACCACUCCUGUACUUUCUGCACUGAAAUCAAGUGACUUAAUUACACAGGAACCUUGCACAGUUCCUUCCUUUGGUGAUGUCCUAGUAAAUUGGAACAGUACAUUUAAAACCUUCUAUUCUGCUGGGCAAAGAUCAGCUAAAAUCACAAAUGAACAGGCAUGUGCACUAUGAAGAUUGUGGCUUAAGUAAUACAGUCCCGCAUAAAGAAGGUCCAGUGAAAUGUGUUAGGUGCAUAUGUCAAGUAAUCUAACAUUUAUAGCUGCAUUCAGUCUUCCUUGUAAAAAAUGAAAGCUUUAGGCAAGAAUAUGUCCUUGGUAUGGACUGUGUCUCAAAAAGAGGUGAGGCUGUCUCUUUCCUUUGACGGAAUGCUAAGUAAUCAUUUCCUUUUGGGCAAUAGGGACUCCAUGCAACUCGCCAUACUCCAGCCCAUGUCUCUUAUAUGUGUGAUUUACAGCUUAAGGGUGUACGCACAGACAUUAGGGAAAAAGAUGAUACAUACCUAAAAAGGAAUUAAUAAAUAUAUCUUAAAAACACUAUACAAACCUUAGGCCUUCAAAUGUUGAAACAGCUAAAGCAGAGAAAACGGCUUCAUAUUAUAAAGAUAAUUCAGUGCCAGUUGAAACCAUUAUUCUACAUAUCACAAUAAAAUGAUAUUUAAACCCUUAUAUCAAUGAAAAAGAAAGAUCUGAUAAAAUAUUUGUUGCUUAAAGUUCUCACCUCAAGUUUGUAAGUCAUUCCAUUCAUAGAGUCGGCAAUAUUAGGCAAUAUUUAUGGAUCACAUCUUAUUAAAUAAACCCUGUACUGUUUUCACACACACACACACACACACACACAUAUAUAUAUUAAAUUUUUUGGGACAUAGAAAUAGCAAAAUAAUACUAGUUCAUUUGUAGUAUAUACAUCAGUAGAAAAAUGGAUUUGGCACUUUUUAUUGCUGAUGAAGUAUGGCCAAAAGGGCACAUUUAGCCGCCUGUCAUUUCUGCUUACUAGGAGCAUAUUAAGGCUUGAACUGGAGGAAGAAUUGUCAAGUGGAUUGAAAAUGGCUAAAUCAGAAAGCAUUUGUCUUUUCCCAGGAAGACUGAAUGGCCUGUACAGUUAUUUUGUAUAAAAUGUAAAGGAGCUGUCAUUUACAAGAAUAAAUAUCUGCUUGUAUAUAGGGGAAAUCGUGGGAAAUGUCCUUCAUGUGUGUAUGUCAGUGUUUCUCUGGAAAUUGUGUCAUUUUGUCUCUCCUCUGGUCCCUUUGCUGCCAGGUUGUUUGUAACAUAUUGCACAGUAAUGGCUUUGGGGCAGUGACAAGGAGGGGAAUGGUUAUAGUGGUAGCUCUACAUUGCUAGCCUGUUUUCAAUCAGAUUUACCAGUAAGAGGUGAAACAUUAAGGUCAGGGGUAAAAUGAAUAGAUUUGACUUAACCCUUCACUUAAUCUCAGCUUAUCCUUCAGUAUGUGGUGUGGUGCUUUUACGUGGGAUGCAUUCAAGGGUCAAGCAAAAAGGAUAAAAUGAAAAAAAAAUAGUUUUUCAUACAUAGUAAACCUUUGGCUCAUGUGCAGUUUCUGCUGAAAAAAUAUGGUUUAUCUAUACAUGUAACACGUAGCACACAAAUCAGCCACACUAAGCAGGGAACCAGUAUUUCCCUACUCAGGCUGAAAAGGAACGUUUCAUAAAAAAUGCUUGCCCCCAUUCAUAAGAAUGAAACACUUGGUUGCCCAGUACUUUAUGUAUUUAUGCAAUUAUACCCUGUCACAAAAGUAUUCCAGAAAAUCUAUCAGCGAUGAACAAAUACAGAAGUAAAUUAAUUUCUGCUCAAGCACUUCAUAAAAGGAUCACAUUAGGAACUGCUUCCUUACAUCUCUCUAUUCCCAAGCACAGAGCAGGCUCUUCUAGUAUAAAUCAAUAUAUGUAUAAAUGGCGGGAAUCACUGCAGCAGGCUGGAUACUUCUUUGUACAGCAGCAGCUCAAUUAACUUUAAAAAUGUUUGUGCUGUUUAUUUAUAAAUUAUAUGUAAAAGCAUUUGCAGUUCAUGGAUUUACCUUGAGAUUUUACAUGUAACAAUAAAAAAGGCUUGUAUGGCUUCUGCAUUGUUUGAGAAACAGGUUUUCUAUGAGUCUUUAAUGUGUUCAAAUUAAAUAUAUAAAUAGAA